CAUUAUCCAAAGGACAUGAAGGUUGGGAUACCUGUGAUGAUGAGGAAGAUGAAUAUGGCGGCCAGUGAUAAAACGAUCUGUGCUGUGGGAGACGUGCAACAGGACCCAAAUGAUGAUGAAGAUUUUGAACUGAAAGAAACUGAGGCCAUUAAAGAAAGGGAUGGCAGUGCAGACAGUGCUGUUGAGCCGUGUUCAAAAUGUUCCCGUGCUAAAGAAACGAAAGAUCAGUCCACUGAAUGCAUUGGCGAUGGAGGUUCUGGUGAUGAAGGUUCUGGUGAUGAAGGUUCUGGUGAUGGAGGUUCUGGCGAUGGAUGUCCAGCUGAUGAAGAUAAAUCCAAAUCUGGAUUGUCAUGGAAAAAAGCAUGUGCUGUUGGCAUUAUAGCCGGCGGAGCAGCUGUAGUUGCAGCCCCACUUGCUCUUGGUGCUGUAGGGUUCACAGCAGGAGGAGUUGCUGCUGGUUCGCUGGCUGCUGGAGUCCAAUCUGCAGUGUAUGGGGGAGCUGUGGCUUCAGGAAGUGUGUUUGCAGUUCUUCAAAGUGCAGGUGCAGCUGGUCUUGGAGCAAUUGGAAAUGCUGCUGUCUUUUCCUCUGCUGCGACUGCUGCAGGGGGAGGUACCUUCCUAAUUGAUAAGAUUGGUUCAUUAUUCAAGAGAAAAUCAAAUUCAAAAUAAUUUGUAUAUCUGAAUUGAAACUGAGCAUUUUUGCAUGGAUUUAUUUACGGAAUUUAACAAAUAGUAUAUAUAAGUAAAUUAUUAUGAUUUAGUGAAUGACAUAACAAAAUAAACAUUGAAAUAACAAGUAAAUUUAAACUCCAYGGGCAACCUAAUAUAUUUUUAUGUAUGCAGUGUUUUGCUUUCUCUCUUUUUGGGCUUCCUGUGGAAUAUUAUGGGACUUAAACUCACGUACAGGACGAAGAAACUUCCCCCAAAUCCCGGGACUCCUGGGUAAAAGUACCGGGGAUGCUCGUCGGAUCUYGUAGGGGUCAAAAUUCGUGAUUGGGAAUCUUUUAGGGUGCCAAUAUGAAGYUUAUGGAAAAGAAGAGAUAUUGAUUCUUCUUUGCGUUUUUAUCAUUGAAACUGAUUUAAUUUAACGAUAUCUGUUCUGCAAUCUC
This is a messenger RNA of Exaiptasia diaphana, 1109 nucleotides long. Its product is annotated as glycine-rich protein 1. Gene Ontology annotation, cellular component: mitochondrion; membrane. Bases 16 to 669 code for a protein of 217 amino acids. The transcript has 3 exons. Gene Ontology annotation, biological process: apoptotic signaling pathway. The record is from RefSeq and is a predicted model, not a curated record. NCBI's taxonomy places the organism in Eukaryota, Metazoa, Cnidaria, Anthozoa, Actiniaria, Aiptasiidae.